AGCACUUAUUCUCAUAUCAGGGAAGCCAGAAGCAAACAUGCCUGUCCCGAAUUCCACUCAUUUCACUUCAAUGAGGGACCAAGUGGACAAUUUAUUCAAGGAAUUGAAAGAGAUCCAUGACAAAUUCUUAGCACUGAUGAUUUCCUUGGUUGCAGCAAAAAACAGUGACACGGGAAAUUCUUUGUUCGCAAAACAACACAAGCUGAUGAUGUCUUUGGUUUUGGCCCUUGUUCUUUACUCCUUCUUGGCUACGCUUGGGACAAUACUUCAUACACAUAAUUACCGGAACACAAACCUUCUUCUUCCUAUCAUAACAUGUGCUAUGCUUAUGUUGGGAAGUGUUGUUUCAAUUCUGGCUUUGAGUUUCAUCUCAAGCACCCUUGCUUGGAUGACUUUGGCCAUCUGGGUUGGAAUAUUCACAUUGAUUGCUCAUGAGUAUGGUGCUCUUAAAAAAAUUAAGAGUUGGAUUAAGGGUCACAUCACAUGGGACUAAGGUUGAUGCUUCUCUGGAGAAAGUACCAUUGGCAAACUCUGAUUCUAUACUCUGUUCACAUGGAGUUAAGAGUUUCUCAGUUCUGUUGUAUUUUGUGGUUGUUAUGCUUUUUCUUUGUUUUAGUUUGAGUUUGGAUCCUAGAUUCUUGAUUCAGGAAGCAUCUGUAGUCGAAUUGAUGAAAGUAACUCUUCUUUGUAAUGCUUAGUCGAUUUUUAUUUUAUCUAGCUCUUUGUAUUAUUAAUGGAGUAAAGAAUGCCAAAAUGGUUGAUUUUGAUAUUA
Molecule: messenger RNA, 772 nt
Organism: Glycine soja
Lineage: Eukaryota; Viridiplantae; Streptophyta; Magnoliopsida; Fabales; Fabaceae
Exons: 2
Coding region: 38-493 (151 amino acids)
Source: RefSeq, a predicted model, not a curated record